This is a messenger RNA of Penicillium arizonense, 930 nucleotides long. RefSeq lists its product as uncharacterized. The coding region runs from base 1 to 930 and encodes 309 amino acids. The record is from RefSeq and is a predicted model, not a curated record. The transcript has 3 exons. NCBI's taxonomy places the organism in Eukaryota, Fungi, Ascomycota, Eurotiomycetes, Eurotiales, Aspergillaceae.
AUGCCUUGGCAGUCCGCAGCUCGAGGGGCCCUCCUCAGACCCUUGCACUUCGGUGCUUCCACUCGCCCUAAUGCCAUGAUCGGCGUGCAGAACCAGCUUCGUCACCUUUGUCUGGCUGCCAACGUACGCCAGGCGCGCCCCCAGCUCCAGCGUAUCCCCGCCGUUUUAUCGCUCUCGCAAUCCAAGUCGUUUGCGACUGAUACCUCCCCCAAGCCAAAGAAGACCAAGGCGAAGACCGACAACAGGAAGCCCGCUAAGAGCAGCUCGACCAAGAAGAAGCCGCUGACCGAGAAGCAAAAGGAAGCUAAGGAGCUCCGUCAGCACAAGGAUCACAUCAAGCAGCUGAAGCAGACUGCCCUGGAAGUGCCCAAGGGUCGUCUUGAAAACUACUUCUUCAUUGCUCUCCAUGAGAAGAUCAACGAAAUCAAGGGACAGUAUCCCAACCAGAGGGACGCCGUUAAGGCCGCCGCCGAGAUGCUCAAACCCGUCCCGAAUGAAGCGAAAUACCGAGCGCAGGCCGAGGAGAACAAAGCCGCCAAUAAAGCUUCGUAUGAAGAUUGGCUGAACUCACACACCCCUCUCCAAAUCAAAAAAGCCAACAUCGCCCGUCUGUCCCUUACGCGUCUUGAAGGCAAGCCCCACAGCAAGCGCUGGACCUUAAUCCAAGAUGAGCGCCUGGUCAGAAGGCCUUCCAGCGCCUACACCUUUUACUGCACUGAAGGUCUGAAGUCCAGCGACAACCAGCAUAUGGCUGUUCGUGAACGAGUUAGCGUCAUUGCUGGAGAAUGGAAGGCAAUGUCCGAGGCAGAGAAAGAGCCCUACCACAAAUUGUCAAUUGAAGAUCGUGCGCGAUACGAGAGAGAGCACCAGGAGGUUUAUGGAACCCCAGCUCCACCCUCAAAGUCUAAGGCGGCCGAGGCUUCAUCCUAA